This is a messenger RNA of Kalmanozyma brasiliensis GHG001, 1755 nucleotides long. RefSeq names its product Major facilitator superfamily. The record is from RefSeq and is a predicted model, not a curated record. Gene Ontology annotation, biological process: transmembrane transport. NCBI's taxonomy places the organism in Eukaryota, Fungi, Basidiomycota, Ustilaginomycetes, Ustilaginales. Gene Ontology annotation, cellular component: membrane. Gene Ontology annotation, molecular function: transmembrane transporter activity. Bases 1 to 1755 code for a protein of 584 amino acids. The transcript has a single exon.
AUGUCCAACGCCUCCAAGGAAAAGAUCGACGAGACGAUCUACGAGACGAAGGAUAACGACUUUGAUCGGUCGCCCACCAACCUCUCGCACGCUGCCGAGGAUGAGAGCGGCAUCCGUUUUAACCAAGAUGGUACGCCCUCUGAUCCUGCCCAAUAUGCCACCUGGCGUCGUGGCAUUCGCAAGCUCGACUGGCGUGCCGUUCCCGCCCUAGGCCUGCUCUGGCUCGCCAACUUCAUCGACAGGUCCAACAUCGGUAACGCCAAAGUCGCCGGUCUCACCACCGACCUCAAACUCGACGGUCAAAAAUUCAACAUCGCCCUCGCCAUCUUUUACAUUACCUACAUUGCUAGCGAGAUCCCCAGCAACAUGAUGCUGAGGAAGUUGGGAGCCAAGUUCUGGUUGCCGUUUAUUGUGUUCGCUUGGGGCGUGGUCACGGUUUUCCUCGGCAUCGUCAAGAACUUUGCGGGGCUGAUCGUUGUCCGACUCUUGCUGGGAUUGUUCGAAGGUGGUCUGCUGCCUGGCAUGCCCCUGUACCUCUCGCAACUCUACCCGAGAUACAUGGUCCAGGUACGCAUUGCAUACUUCUACGCAGGAGCCAGCCUUUCUGGGGCCUUUGGAGGCCUGCUCGCCUCGGGCUUGAUCCAUAUGGAUGGUCUUGGUGUUCAGAACCGCUAUCUGGCUCCUCUGAGGCCGCUGACCGCACGAGGAGUUGCUGGCUGGCGGUGGAUUUUCUUGAUUGAAGGGUUGCUCACUAUUGUCGUGGCAUGCUUUGCGUGGUGGUCGUUGCCAGCCUCAGUCAGGAGCUUCAAGGGUCUGAAGGAGGACGAGCGCGAGCUCAUGCUCGCUGUUCUGGGACGCGACCAGCAGAACAACCGCGCAAAGGCAGCUGGAGUUGCUCCCAUUCUGAAGGCAGACGAGGACGAUGCGGAGAAGCAGCAACACACGAUGAAGGUCUCGGCACCCAACGCACUCACGGCUGUCAAUGCCAAUGCAGCGGACAGCUCGGCGAUCCGUCAAGGAAUGGUGUUCGAGGAGGAGCAGUUCGAAUGGCGCGAAGUCCGACGUGGUCUCAUGGAGCCUCAAGCUUGGUUCUUGGGCAUUGCCUACCUGCUCAUCUGUAACUCGCUCUACUCGUUCAGUCUCUUCUUGCCGACUAUCUUGCGAGGCAUCUACCCGGACAUCGCAACCACCCGCCUCCAGCUCCUCACGGUCCCGCCCUACGUCCCUGCCACGGUGCUGGUGAUCAUCGUCGCCUAUCUCUCGGACAAAACGCGCAUGCGGGGCCCUUUCAUGCUCGCCCUCCUCCCCCUCUCCAUGAUUGGCUACAUCAUGCUCCUCGCGACCAACGAUGCCAAGGUCAAGUACGGUGCGACCUUCCUCAUCGCUCUCGGUCUCUACCCUAGUGCGCCAUGCAUCCUCGCGCUUCCGAUCAACAACAACUCCGGUCUCUACAAGCGGGCUACGGUCAUCGCGCUCGAGCUCAUGAUUGCGAAUCUGGCAGGCUUUGUGGCGACGUUCAUCUAUCAGGCCCACUGGGCACCCAAGUAUGUACAGGGUCACUCGGUCGCGCUCGCCAGUCUGGUCGGCGCCGAGAUUUUCAUUGCGAUCAACGUCUGGUGGUGCUGGAGCGAAAACAAGGCGAGAGAAGCCGGCAAGAGGGAGGGCAACUGGGCGGCAUACCAGAAGCUUGUCGAUGAGGGAAAGACCAAGGCCCCCAUCGGAGAUCGCUCGCCUCACUUUAGGUACACUUUGUAG